GGAUGGGCUGGCGCCUGGGUCCCGGUGGGGCCGCCGGCGCCCCUCUGCUGCUGCUGCUCUUCCUCCUCUUGGCCGGGCAGGGCAGCGCCGCUCGGAGACCCCCGAAGAGGAAGUGCUCGGGGGGCUGCACCUGCACCAAGGACACGGCGCUGUGCGAGGGGGCCAAGGAGGUCCCCAAGGAGCUGCCCCAGAACCUGAUCUCGCUGUCUCUCAUUCGCUCAGGAUUCACAGAGAUCUUGGAAGGCAGCUUCGUCCACGUGUCCUCGCUUCAGUUGCUCUUGAUCGCUUACAACUCCCUGGAACUGAUCCGUGACGACGCCUUUGUGGGACUCGUACACCUGGAGUAUAUGUUCAUUGAGCACAACAAGCUGAAAGCCAUCUCCAAGAAUGCUCUCCGAGGGCUCAAGGGCCUUCUUCACCUGAAUUUGGCCAACAAUAACCUGCAGACUUUGCCAAGGCACCUGUUCCGGGGAUUGGAUGCUUUGACUACAGUAGAUUUGAGGGGAAAUGCCUUCCACUGUGACUGCAAGCUGAAGUGGCUGGUGGAAUGGGUGAGCCACACCAAUGCCCUGGUAGAGCCCAUCCAGUGUCAAUCUCCCGCGGAGCUGAACCAAACUGACCUUCGUGACCUCAGUCUUGCUGAUUUCAACUGCAUCACCACUGACCUGGUUCUCUUCGAUACUCUGCCAGAUCAGUCGCUCUCCGUGGAAACCUUCACCUACCAUGGAGAACAGAACCUGGUGAUUGCACAGCCCUUUGCCGGGCGCUGCAGCUUCUUGGAGUGGGACCAUGUGGCAGGGAAGUUCCGCAGCUAUGCCAAUAUCACCGGCUCGUCCACCGUGGUCUGCAAGCCUCUGGUGAUCGACAGCCAGCUCUUUGUGGUGGUGGCUCAGCUCUUUGGAGGCUCGCACAUCUACAAGCGGGACGAAGCCACCGGGCGCUUCCUGCGCAUGCAGGCCAUCGAGGGCUCGCGCAUCCGCAAGCCCAAUGACAUCGAGGUCUUCCGCGUGGAGGGCAAUUGGUACUUCAUCAUGGCCGACAGCUCCAAAGCCGGUUCUACCACCCUGUACCGCUGGAACGGCCACGGCUUCUACUCCAACCAGUCACUCCACCCCUGGUACCGUGACACGGACGCUGAGUUCCUGGAGAUCGCCGGCAAGCCCCACCUUAUCCUGGCCAGCAGUUCCCAGCGGCCCGUCAUCUACCAGUGGAGCAAGCAGCAGUUUGUACGCCGCACGGACAUUCCCGAUAUGGACGAUGUCUACGCUGUCAAGCACUUCAAGGUGAAGGAGGAGGUCUACGUGUGCCUGACCCGCUUCCUCGGCGAUUCCAAGGUGAUGCAUUGGGAUGGCUCCAUGUUCCGAGAUGUCCAGCGUAUCCCGUCCCGCGGCUCCAUGGUCUUCCAGCCGCUGAGCAUCGCCGGCUACCGCUACGCCUUCCUUGGCAACGACUACUCCUUCAGCCAGGUGUACCGCUAUGACCCCGUCACGGGACUCUUCCAGCACUUCCAGGAGCUGAACGCCCAGGCGCCGCGCUCCUUUGCCCACCUCAACGUCGACAAGCAAGACUUCCUCAUCGCUUCCAGCUUCAAGGGCAAGACACACAUCUACCGGCACCUCAUCAUCGACCUGAGUGCCUGAAGCCUGGCCGCCGUGGGGUUGGGGCAUCACGUGCAGAAGGCAGCUGCCAGGGGGAGAGGAAGUGCAGGGGGCGGAGCCAGCUGCUGGGGGAAGUGCAGUGCCAGAGCCAGCCACUAGGGGGACAGCACAGGAAGCAGACGCUGUUGAAUGUGAUUCUCCAGUGGUGCAGGGGCGGAAGGCACGGAGUAACAGCUAGGCAGUGGGUGGAAGUCGGGCAACCGAAGAGCCAUAACAAUCACUAGAGAGUUCAAGGAAUGGCAGCACGAACAGUAAUCAGAAUACCUUUAAAAACCACACACACAAAAAUCCACUAGGCAUGAAUAAAGAGACUCUGUGGUUGCUGGAAAUCACAGGGCUGCAUGCUUUGCAGUGGGGCUAAACCAAAAAUCUUCUGGCAGUGGGGCACACUGAUCUGGAGCGGCAAAGCCUGCCUGGAAUUGGCCCGAAUCUUCUUGCCGACCAGUCAUUUUUGUCCCUGCUUCAGAGGAUGCUUUCCAUUUUAAGAUCUGUUCUCAUCCUCACUCAGAUGAAUAAUCUGAUUGACUUGCCUUUCCCCUCCCCUCCCCACCCCCUUCAACUUUGAUUCACUUUCUAGUUGGCGGAAACAACAGUUCAUUGAGUUCUGCUCGGUUUCUUCACUUCCAGUUACUAUGUUCUUUCUUUGACAAUGCAUGGCUUAAAAAGAAACACAAACCCUUUUCCUACAGUCCAGCGUUAGUCGUUACAACCAAGUGCCAUUGAAAUCGGUGACACUUGCUUUAGCCACAGUGGAGGCCCAUCGUAGACUUUCCAGGAGACGGGAAGCCUCAUCUUAUGAACGUUUAUGUGGAAGUGAAGUCCUGCUGUGGUUAAUGGGCUUCCCAGAUAGGCAUUCAUGAAACUGGACAGCCUGGAUCACAAUUCAGUGGCCAUUCAUGUGGCUGACAUACUGCGCAGCCUUCUGCCUGCUUCGUAAUAAAAUGUGCGUGUAGCCUCACAAAAGGGAGAGGAGAGCUGGUCUCGUGGUAGCAAGCAUGACUUGUCCCCUUAGCUAAGCAGGGUCUGCCCUGGUUGCAUUUGAAUGGGAGACUAGAAGUGUGAGCACUGCAAGAUACUCCCUUCAGGGGAUGGAGCCGCUCUGGGAAGAGCAUCUAGGUUCCAAGUUCCCUCCCUGGCAGCAUCUCCAAGAUAGGGCUGAGGGAGAUUCCCGCCUACAACCUUGGAGAAGGCGCUGCCAGUCUGUGAAGAUGAUACUGAGCUAGAUAGACCAAUGGUCGGACUCAGUAUAUGGCAGCUGCUUAUGUAAAACACGUUGCAAACCCAGUUGUGCAACGGAUGCUCAUAAUUUCCGACAGCCCUCCCAUCAUGCAACUGUGUUUGAGUCAUUCUUGAGUGUCCAGGAGCUGUCUGGCACAGCUGCACAUGUGUUCUGUCCGUGAACCAGGCUGAUAGAUUUUGGUUUUGAGUACCAUCUUGGGCGAUGAACACUCAGUGAUUUUUGGCCGUCUGCAGACCCCUCCCCCAGAUGGAAAAAGGUGAUAACAUUGCUGCAUUUACAGCUUUCUCUGUGUUAUCAUCCCUUCUUUAUUCCCACCCACAAAUGAUGGUGGUAAAAUUGCACUCGAUUUUGCACAGAGGAAAGACGUAUGGUCAGCGCUAGCUAACAAAUUUGUUGUAUUCUCUCAUCUUGUUUAUAAUGUUCUGAGUAGGGUUGCCAUAUUCUGGCUCUCCAAAUCUGGGUGCCUAAUUUGCAUAUUAUGUAAAUUGGCUUGAAAAUCAUUUUUUAGCAGAAUAGUGACUGCACGUUUUGCUCCAGGGCUAGAGUUUAGCUUUAAAAAGAAAAGAAAAAAGCUGAAAUCUGGGCACAUCUGGGUGGGCUAAGCAGUCUGGGUAAGAUACUUAAAAUCUGGUGAAACCCAAAAUUCCGUGUGUGUGUGUGUGUGUGUGGCAACUCUAGUUCCAGGAAUAAUGAGUAACGAUGUUUUGAGAUGUUCAAGAAUAACCUUGGAGAGCAUUCCUGCUAAUUCUCAUUCCCAUUCCUCUGACAUUACUCAGAUUUUAUAGUUUUUGUGUUUUGACAUGGUUAUCAGCUUUUAAAACAUCACUGCAAAUUUGGAAUGUGACGAGGACGAAUAUGUAUAUACCACUCUCCAACAGAAGUUCCCAAAUCUGUUUACAUAGAUAUAAACAAUCAACCAAACAAAUGUCUCCAAUCUAAAAAAAAGAAACCCAAGAUAGACGCCACUGCAGUUCCAAUGGGCAGGCCAAUAAAAAGCAUAACACCACACUGAAAGAACUGCAGUGCUGUUGCCUAUUUCCAAUAGGGAUGGGGGCCUCUCAGAAGUCACAAUGAGCAUUCCUCCCCACAUAUUGGCUCCUGUAUUAAAUGUUGCACAGUAUGCCAGCCAAUGUGAUCUAAUUGCUCUUUCCCGUUCUACAGUUUAAGUUUGUCUUACCAUUUCAGGCACUGCACAUUGUGCAGUCCUUAAUUGCAAAGGAAGCACAAAAAAGAGGAGUCACUGAAUUCUUUUCGAAGCACAUAAUUUAAAUUUGGUUAAUUUAAACGGAAGCACAUAAGGAAUCCCCAUGCAUCUGGGUGGGGAAAAGAGGUUGCGGAGGUACAGGGUAGGUUGGGCUCAUUGAUGAGGGAUGGACAGAAGAGAAUAUAGGCCUGGAUAAGCUCCAGGGAGAAGGGGCUGGGCAUGGUCAAUAUCUUUACCUGUAAAUAGCUAGCAUGUUUGUUCAACCCCAUCAACCUCCCUCCAGUAGUGGGCAGCACUGAGCUACAGGAAGUACAAGCCAAUGUCUUUAUCAUCCCCCCCCCCCCGUGCCCUGUUACUUGGAAUUGUGAGGAUAUGGAGAGGGGCUGAGAAGACACGAAAGGUUUCCUAUCACGGGUAGAUGAAUAUCCUCUUCUGUCUCCCAUUCAUGAACUGGGAUCCCACGUAAGAGCAUUGUAAAUAAUAAUAAAAAAUAGUAUAUUGUU
This is a messenger RNA of Hemicordylus capensis (graceful crag lizard), 4605 nucleotides long. Its product is annotated as leucine-rich glioma-inactivated protein 1-like. The transcript has 9 exons. Gene Ontology annotation, biological process: myelination in peripheral nervous system; neuron maturation. The record is from RefSeq and is a predicted model, not a curated record. Gene Ontology annotation, molecular function: protein binding. The coding region runs from base 3 to 1640 and encodes 545 amino acids. Lineage: Eukaryota; Metazoa; Chordata; Lepidosauria; Squamata; Cordylidae.